Centruroides sculpturatus (bark scorpion) is the source of this 1427-nucleotide messenger RNA. RefSeq names its product cytochrome P450 2J6-like. Lineage: Eukaryota; Metazoa; Arthropoda; Arachnida; Scorpiones; Buthidae. The transcript is spliced from 9 exons. Gene Ontology annotation, molecular function: iron ion binding; heme binding; oxidoreductase activity, acting on paired donors, with incorporation or reduction of molecular oxygen. The coding region runs from base 243 to 1376 and encodes 377 amino acids. The record is from RefSeq and is a predicted model, not a curated record.
UCUGUAAAUAGAAUGAAUUUUUAAUUUAAAUAAAUUCACGACUGUAUAAAUAUUUAUGACGAAAUUAUUUACCGCCUGGACCCUUCUGCCUUCCCAUUAUUGGUUAUUUACCUUUCAUUGGUGAUAGACCUCAUUUAACGUUUAAAUCUCUUCAGAAGAAAUACGGAAAUGUUGUCAGUCUUUAUUUUGGAAGUCGAUACGUAAUUGUUCUCUGUGAUUAUGCCGCCAUUAGAGAAGCAUUUAUGAAAAAUGCGUUUUUAGGAAGACCACCGAAUGCACCGAAUCAUGUAAUUAAGGAAACAGUGAGUUUUAGCGUAUGCAGUGGACACAUUUGGAGAGAACAGAAAAGAUUUGCACUUCACGCUUUUCGAAAUUUAGGAUUUGGAAAACAUAAAAUGGAAGAUCAUAUAAAAGAAGAACUUAGUUUCUUUUUGAAAACAUUAAAAGAUCAUGAAGGUGAAGCGUUUAAUGUCAGACCUUAUUUAUCUGCAAGCACUUCAAACAAUAUAUCUGCUUUAAUGUUUGGAAGAAGAAUGGAUUACGAUAAUCCUAAACGUGUCCUUCUUAAUAAAGUUGUCGAUGAUCUCUUACGUUUCUUCAGACCAACUGGUUAUCACGCUUUCUUNUAUAUUUAUAGCGAAGAAAUUAGAUAUCAUCGGAAAACGUUAGAUGCUGAUAAUGUUAGAGAUUACGUGGAUAGUUAUUUAUUGGAAAUGGAGAAGAAAAAAGAGAGCAAAAAUACAAGUUUCUCAAUUCCAAUGUUGCGAGGAAAUAUAUCAUCUUUAUUUGGAGCAGGAGGAUCUACCAUAAGAGCGACACUAGAAUGGUCUCUACUGACAAUGGCAGGUUAUCCAGAUAUACAGAAAAAAAUCCACGCAGAAAUCGAUGAAGUAGUUGGAAAAGAAAGGACGCCAUCUUGGAUUGAUCACUCUUCUAUGCCGUACACAGAAGCAGUCUUAAUGGAAGUCCAGAGAUGGAAAACAGUUGUGCCUGUAAAUUUAGUACGCUACGGUCUACGGGAUGAAACAGUACAAGGCUAUUAUAUACCGAAAGACACAAUUGUAUUUGCUAAUCUGUGGGAAGUACAUCACGAUUCGCGAUAUUGGGAAAAUCCAGAUAAGUUCAUCGCAGAAAGAUUUCUUUCUGAAGAUGGAAGAACUGUUAUUAAACAUCCUUGCUAUAUGCCGUUUACUAUUGGUAAACGUUCCUGUCCAGGAGAAUCCUUAGCUGUAAUGGAAGUAUUUUUGUAUUUCACUACAAUUCUUCAAAAAUUUGAUAUUCUUCCACCGAAAGGCGAAGUAAUUAAUUUUGAUGCUGCAUUAGGAAUAAUUUACGAGCCACUUCCUUACAAACUACGCUUUAUAUUAAGAAAUUGAAUAAUUCAUUAUGUUAUAAUGUCACAAAUAUUUAUUAGUUUAAGAUAUUUU